GCCAUUCUCCCAUCCUUCCCCAUUCCCAGCCCUCCCAGGACACGGCCAUUCCCCCAUCCUUCCCCAGCCCUCCCAGGACACGGCCAUUCCUCCCCGGCCGGCAGCUCCCGGCCUCCGCCGCCACCUGACGCCGUUCCCCCCCCAGGCUGACCCGAGGCGGGGCGCGGAGGGCGGGCAGGGCCUCCCCGGGGCAGGAGGGAGGGACGGAGGGAGAGCAGAGAAGCCGAACUCGCCGCCAGCCCGUCCAUCCGUGCGGCUCCGUCCCGGCUUUGUUGUGCUCGGGCCCGGGGGCGGGGAAGCGGAGGGAAGCGGAGGGAAGCGGGGAAGGCUCCGCUCCUCCUCCGCGGCCCCGGCCCCGCUCAUGGCGACGCUGGGCACAUCCGGGCCUCUCCUCCUUCUCCUCCUCCUUCGGCGGCCGCCGCUGCCCUGAGCGCCCGGCCCGGCUCCAUUCGCGCCUCCCCCGAGCCCUUGGCGGAGCAGCGGCGGGGGAGCCCCGGCCGGGGCCAUGUCCAACCCGGGGGCCCGGCGGAACGGGCCCGUCAAGCUGCGGCUGACAGUACUGUGUGCAAAAAACUUGGUGAAAAAGGACUUUUUCCGACUUCCUGAUCCCUUUGCUAAGGUUGUGGUGGAUGGAUCUGGCCAAUGCCAUUCUACAGAUACUGUGAAGAAUACACUUGAUCCCAAAUGGAAUCAGCAUUAUGACCUAUACAUCGGGAAGUCGGAUUCAAUAACGAUCAGCGUGUGGAACCACAAGAAAAUUCACAAAAAGCAGGGAGCUGGUUUUCUGGGCUGUGUCAGGCUUCUCUCAAACGCCAUCAACCGCCUUAAAGACACUGGUUAUCAGAGGUUGGAUCUCUGCAAGCUUGGGCCAAAUGACAACGAUACUGUUAGAGGACAGAUAGUAGUCAGUCUUCAGUCCAGAGACCGAAUAGGCACAGGAGGACAAGUUGUGGAUUGCAGUCGCUUGUUCGAUAACGAUUUACCAGAUGGGUGGGAGGAGCGCAGGACUGCUUCUGGAAGGAUCCAGUAUUUAAACCACAUCACGAGGACAACGCAGUGGGAGCGACCCACACGGCCAGCUUCGGAGUACUCGAGCCCGGGCAGGCCCCUGAGCUGCCUGGUGGAUGAGAACACUCCCAUCGGCGGCACCAACGGCGCCUCCUGCGGGCAGGCGGCGGAUCCGCGGCUGGCCGAGAGGAGGGUGCGCUCGCAGAGGCACAGGAACUACAUGAGCAGGACGCACCUGCACACCCCUCCCGACCUGCCGGAGGGAUACGAGCAAAGGACAACUCAGCAAGGUCAGGUCUAUUUUCUGCAUACUCAAACUGGUGUCAGCACGUGGCACGAUCCAAGAGUACCUAGGGAUCUUAGCAACAUCAAUUGUGAAGAGCUUGGUCCACUGCCUCCUGGAUGGGAGAUCCGAAAUACAGCGACGGGCAGGGUUUAUUUUGUUGACCAUAACAACAGAACGACGCAGUUCACGGACCCGCGGCUCUCUGCAAACCUGCACUUGGUGCUGAACCGGCAGAACCAGCUCAAGGACCAGCAGCAGCAGCAGCAGCAGCAGCCGGGGCUGUCCCUGUGCCAGCUCCCGGACGAGGCCGAGUGCCUGACGGUGCCGCGCUACAAGCGGGACCUGGUGCAGAAGCUGAAGAUCCUGAGGCAGGAGCUGUCCCAGCAGCAGCCCCAGGCUGGCCACUGUCGGAUCGAGGUCUCCAGGGAGGAGAUUUUUGAGGAAUCCUACAGGCAAGUCAUGAAGAUGAGGCCAAAGGACCUGUGGAAACGAUUGAUGAUAAAAUUCCGUGGGGAGGAGGGCCUUGAUUAUGGAGGUGUGGCCAGGGAGUGGCUGUACCUGCUGUCCCAUGAGAUGCUGAAUCCUUACUAUGGGCUCUUCCAGUACUCGCGGGAUGACAUUUACACGCUGCAGAUCAACCCCGACUCCGCCGUCAACCCGGAACACUUGUCCUAUUUCCACUUUGUGGGCAGGAUCAUGGGGAUGGCUGUGUUCCACGGGCACUACAUUGACGGCGGCUUCACGUUGCCUUUCUACAAGCAGCUGCUUGGGAAGCCAAUUACUCUGGAUGACAUGGAAUUGGUGGACCCUGAUCUCCAUAACAGCUUAGUCUGGAUACUUGAGAACGACAUCACCGGGGUCCUGGACCACACGUUCUGUGUGGAGCACAACGCCUACGGGGAGAUCAUCCAGCACGAGCUGAAACCCAACGGCAAAAGCAUCCCCGUGACUGAGGAGAACAAAAAGGAAUAUGUCAGGCUUUAUGUGAACUGGCGGUUUUUACGAGGAAUUGAAGCUCAGUUUCUGGCGCUCCAGAAGGGAUUUAAUGAAGUAAUCCCACAACAUCUGCUGAAGACAUUCGAUGAGAAGGAGCUGGAGCUCAUCAUUUGCGGACUGGGAAAAAUCGAUGUGAACGACUGGAAGGCAAACACGAGGUUAAAACACUGCACCCCCGACAGCAACAUCGUCAAGUGGUUCUGGAAGGCCGUGGAGCUCUUCGACGAGGAGAGGAGGGCGCGGCUGCUGCAGUUCGUGACCGGCUCCUCGCGGGUGCCCCUGCAGGGCUUCAAGGCACUGCAAGGUGCUGCAGGCCCACGACUCUUCACAAUACACCAGAUCGAUGCCAGCACUAAUAAUUUGCCUAAAGCUCAUACCUGCUUCAACAGGAUCGACAUUCCUGCCUACGAGAGCUACGAGAAGCUCUACGAGAAGCUGCUCACGGCCAUCGAGGAGACCUGUGGCUUUGCUGUGGAAUGACCCUGCCAGCCUCUCCCACACUCUAUUUAUACUCCUGUCAGCCAGAAAGCCCUUCCUUCCCUCAGCCAAGACUCAAGAAAUGCUUGAAAUACAGGAAACUUUCCCUUUUCUACACUAGGACAUUGGGAGGGAAAGGACAACUUUUGGAUUUUUUUUUUUUAAUUUUUAAAGUUUUUUAUUUCAAGAAAAUAGGUUCUGUGGUUCCUGCCAUAGGAUCAUUCAGCUGCUAUUAAAAACUAAUAUCUUGAACAUACAGAAUGCUGACUUUUCCUACAUUUCAACAGUUAAGCAGUAUUCUAUACUUAAAGACUACUACUAUUUUUGUAAGAGGUAAUCUAUUAUAUUUGCCUACCUGAUUUCUAUUCUCAGAUACCAAGACACAACUUCAGCAGUCGGUACAAGUCACGUUUCAGCCUGUUUUAAAUGUAUGAUACUGAACAGCAUCUAUACCUGCUAUUUUUGGAAAAAAAAAUAUUUUGGAUUAUUCUAACUUUGCAUAAAAUUGGCUGAAAGAAUCAUUAAUCUUUUUAAUGAAAGCCACUUACAUGUUAACUGCAUUUUCUUAUAGUAAACCAUGAUAUUCUGCAAUGUAAAUUCCAGGUAAAUGUUGCCACAGGGGCUUUUUUUAUAUUUUUCAAGCAGGAAUUCCGAAUAUGAUGUUUUGGGGUCCUAUUUAUAUCACUUGUCAGAUUCCUCCAGCAGAAUUUCUAGUGAGUGACACAGACUAUUUGGUACAGUCCUUGUGUUUACACGUGGAAUAACCUUUUCUUAAUGAACAGUAGAUAUUUUGAUUUUUUUUUAAAACAGCAUUUUUCUAACAAGUCUGUCAAGAGUACUUUUUGUUGCUUUUGACCUUAAAUUGAAACACUGCAUUUUUCAGCUGUUGAAGCACUGAUGGGCUUUGCCAGCAGAAGCCUGUCAGCAGUUUGUUCCAGAAUCCAUCCUGUCCAGUCAACCAAAGUUUGUUUGAAUGCAGCCAAAUCAUAUUCUGUAUUUGUUGAUGCUAAAGAUUUAUCAGGUAAAACAUGUUGUAAUCUCUGUCCAGCUGCUCAUGACACGUGGGUUUAAGUUACAGCUAAGGAAAAAUGGUGUAUUGACUGAAAUAUGUGUAAUGUGCUUUGGAAAUGAGGUUGUAAGAGCACAUAAUUUAUUGAUUGUAGGGAUGGAAGUAAGUAUAUAUAUGAUUUAUAGCAUGGGUUGAUCUCUUCAAAGGGGAAUAAAAUGCACUACCAGUAGAGGGAACUGAACUUUGAUGUUAGUUUGGAAAUUCUCAGUUGAGAUCUGUCUGAUCUGCUCUUGGUGUGUGGAUAAAUCAGGCUGCUUCAGAGACAGUGCCCUUCUCCUCUCAGCCACGAGAAUAUUUGGAAGAAGUAGCAGUUUUUUUCCAAUCAGUGUUGUGUUUUUGUAACUUAGGUUACAAUUAAUCAUCAAAUCUGCACUAUUUUUUCACUGCCAAUGAGAAGAAAGUCAGAGGUAUUGAAAAUGCUGAAGGGAUGGGAUGUAAGCAGCUGUUGAUGUUUGCAGUGUCAGUCACAGUGAACCAGCCAUUGACUGUCUGUUCUGUGCAGCUUAAACGAAAUCCUGCUCUGCCACAGUGAGUAAACUACUCCUGGAUGUUGUGUGUUGGAAUAGUGGGCAAGGGACUGCUGUUCUAGAAUUGUGGUGAGAAUCUGGUGAGCCAAAGCCACACGUUGGUGUGAUUAUUUCUGUUGUACAGCUGCUGCUGGCAGCUUUGCUCCAAGGGACUUUGCUUCCCUUUCUGGGCUGGCUGCAGGAUGAGGCUGCUUAGGGAUGGAAACAGAAAGCCAGGAGACUUGCUGGGACAGCCAGGCUGGAAACACAGCAGAGCCUUUUCUUUGCAUUUCUCCUUUCCUUUCCCUUUCUUUUCUCUUUUUUCCCUUUUCCUUUCCCUUUAUUUUCAGUGGGCUCCUGCACUCCAUGGAAGGGCAGCUGUUGGUGCCUCCCUGCAGGGCUGCCCAGCUCCCUGAGCAGCUCUGGGAGCCCAGCACGUUCCUGCCCUGGCUUUGUCCCCAGCCCUGCCAGCUCUGAGGCUCAGUGGCUGCUGCAGGGCUCUCACAGACAGCUCCUUGUGUCGUGGAACUGGUGUAAAAUCACUGACACAAGUGAUUUUUUAAAGGUUUGGUUUUCUGUUUUAGCCCCUGUGUUUGCCCAGCCUGUGGCCACAGCCUCCCUGGGCAUGGACCAUGGCAAAUAUGAAAUUUGGUGGGUUUAUUGAAUGCAUGGUUAUGGUCACCUUGCUGUCACAAAAGCACCUUUGGGGAGGGAGGAGAUGAGCUCUGCAGAACAGAGAGCUGAGAUCAGCUGAUAAUUACAUUCAUUUUCACAGCAGCCUUAGCAGUACAUCUGUUUUUCUACUAAACAUUUUGGUAUGGCAUUGAGAAUUUUUUUAACUGCUACAGAUAUUGUAAAUUUAAUAUAUUAUAGGCAAAACUAGACAAAUCUGCAUUGAACUUUCCAUAGCUGACAGAUGAGGAUGAAUAUACCAAGUAUUUUGAGUGCCUUUCUACCUUCAUAAAGACUGAGAGCUUUAACUAAAGCACCUCAUCACCCAGUCAGAUGUUUAUCUGAAAGUGGUAAAGGGUUGAUUCCUUUCCAAAAUUUUGUUUCAAGAACACGUCAGCUACUUUCCCCUCAAAAAGGUGCUAAGCCUAAUAUUGCAUUUUAACCUUGGACUUUCACCCCAUGAUUAAUGUGAAUAUUUAUUUCAAUGUGUCCCUCUUACUGGGUUUUACUUUAUCCAGUCUUUGGUUGUUUUAGAGAGAUGUCACAUCAUGGUUUUAUGCUGUUGCUUUUCAUUAUGAAUGUUUAAUUAUGAACAGUGACUUUUGUAGAUUUCAAAUAUACAGUUCACAGUUGAGUUUCAGAGGAUUUAAUUUCUCGGUGUAAAGAGUUUUGUAAUGGUGCUUUGUACAGUAUGUAUUCUAAUUUUUUUUUUUUUUUUUGCACAUAGGUUCAGUUUCCCUAAACUGAUUUAUUUGUACCAAAUUUUUGUGUUGUACUAAAGUCCAGAGCACACAAGCUGUUUUGAAAUUCCUGUUCCACAACACUACAUGUGUACUGAACUCCUGGUGUGUUUAAAAGGCUGCAUUGGUGGAAGUUCAAGCUCUGCUCCUGUCACAGCACCAUCCUCCAGCUCGAUGUAGCAUCUUUUUAAACAGCACCACACACUUAACAGGUGCCAUUUGUUGUACUUUACACUAUGUAGUAGGUUCCUGGCUCUGCACAUCCUCAGUUCUUUGUCUGUAGUUGUAAUUAGUUUAUACAAGUGUAAUUACUCCUCCACAAACUGACAGUUCUUAGUUUAUCAUUUCCAUUGUAUUUAUUACAGAGUGUUUUAGCAUUGGUAUCAUUGUAUUUUCACCCAGCUGUUACAUGAGCUUUAACAAAAAAAAAAAAUCUGUAUAAAAUGGUUUUUAAGUACUUAAUGUAUGUACCCAUGCAGAAGUUGAGCAAUAAAUUGUAUGCUGUUUGCACUGUCACAGCAUCGAUGGUUUUAAAAGUUUGAAGUUUUUUUUAAUUAAAUCUUUAAAAUGUAACAAUGUCAUUUUU
This is a messenger RNA of Zonotrichia leucophrys gambelii, 6340 nucleotides long. It is a transcript of the gene SMURF2, whose product is annotated as SMAD specific E3 ubiquitin protein ligase 2. NCBI's taxonomy places the organism in Eukaryota, Metazoa, Chordata, Aves, Passeriformes, Passerellidae. The transcript is spliced from 19 exons. Gene Ontology annotation, molecular function: protein binding; ubiquitin protein ligase activity. Gene Ontology annotation, cellular component: cytoplasm. Bases 506 to 2770 code for a protein of 754 amino acids. The record is from RefSeq and is a predicted model, not a curated record. Gene Ontology annotation, biological process: protein polyubiquitination; proteasome-mediated ubiquitin-dependent protein catabolic process; negative regulation of BMP signaling pathway.